AGCAAAGGUGAUGGAUAUGCUGGUGGAUACUGCAAGUGAUCCAAUAGCGAAUAUGCAUCUCAUACAUACCCUAUGCCGCUUAGGAGUGUCUCAUCAUUUCGAAAAUGAAAUAGAAAAGCAAUUAGCUCACCAUUUUGUCACGCUUGGUGAAGUCUUUGACCAUGAUUUACACAAACUGCAGUCGUAUUUCAAGUUUUCAGAUUCCAUGGUUAUAACAUGUCUUCUGAUGUUUUUAACAAAUUUAAGGAUGCGAAUGGUAAGUUUAAAGAUAGUGAUAUAAAGGGGAUUAUUAGCUUACAUGAAGCAACCCAGUUUAGGAUAAAUGGUGAUGCUAUUUUAGAUGAAGCCCUGACUUUCACGAAACCGGAGUUGCAGUCCAUUGCAAGCCAUUCAAUUGAUCCGCAUCUUUCUGAAUACAUUGUAAAUGCCCUGAAUUAUCCCAACCUCAAAGACGUGCAAAGACUAGAAGAAAGGAAAUUCAUCUACUUUUAUGAAAUGGAUGCAUCAAGAAACAAGACGCUGCAUGAGUUUGCUAAAUAUGAUUUUAACUGGAUCCAGAUGCUACAUCAACAGGAACUAAUAGCACUAUGCAGCUGGUGGAAAGAAGAAAAUAUGGCAUCAAAGUUUACAUAUAUUCGAAACAGAGUUGUCGAUUCCUACUUCACGGCAGUUGGGUAUUACUUUGAACCACGUUAUGCGCGUGCUCGCUACAUAUUUGAUGUUACAGCCAUGGAUAAACUUCCAGCAGAUUAUCUAAAACUUCUAUAUAAGACAAUAUUAGAUGUUCAUGAUGAAUUCAAGAAAACAGCGGAAGCUAAUUAUGAACAGCCGCGGUGGGUGCAUGAAGGAUAUCAGCCAACUUUUCAUGAGUUUUUAGAAUCUGCAAUGAUAGCAGCUAGAGGCAAUGCUACUAUGGCUCAGGUCCUCAUAGGAAUUGAAGAAGCAGACGAAAAUGAAUACCAGCGUCUGAUAAAUACUGAUAACAUAAUUUAUAAAGCCAUCGACUUAUUUGCUUGUCUCUAA
Messenger RNA from Hibiscus syriacus, 1023 nucleotides. RefSeq names its product probable terpene synthase 6. The transcript is spliced from 5 exons. Gene Ontology annotation, molecular function: terpene synthase activity; magnesium ion binding. NCBI's taxonomy places the organism in Eukaryota, Viridiplantae, Streptophyta, Magnoliopsida, Malvales, Malvaceae. The coding region runs from base 217 to 1023 and encodes 268 amino acids. The record is from RefSeq and is a predicted model, not a curated record.